Messenger RNA from Cynara cardunculus var. scolymus (artichoke), 3004 nucleotides. Its product is annotated as ribonuclease TUDOR 1-like. The transcript is spliced from 16 exons. NCBI's taxonomy places the organism in Eukaryota, Viridiplantae, Streptophyta, Magnoliopsida, Asterales, Asteraceae. The record is from RefSeq and is a predicted model, not a curated record. Gene Ontology annotation, cellular component: RISC complex; cytosol; nucleus. Gene Ontology annotation, molecular function: RNA binding; nuclease activity. Gene Ontology annotation, biological process: regulatory ncRNA-mediated gene silencing; mRNA catabolic process. The coding region runs from base 1 to 2952 and encodes 983 amino acids.
AUGGCACAAGCAGCAGCAAGUUCGGGAUGGUUGAGAGGAAGAGUGAAAGCUGCUCCAUCUGGUGAUACCUUGGUGAUUAUGGGAUUUACCAAAGCUGAAAUACCCCCAGAGAAGACUAUCGUUUUGGCUCAUCUUUCAUCCCCAAGAUUGGCCCGUAGAGGAGGCAAUGAUGACCCGUUUGCAUGGGAAAGCAGAGAAUUCUUACGAAAGUUGUGUAUAGGAAAGGAUGUUGUUUUCAAAACGGAAUACACAAUCCCAAAUUUCUCCCGAGAAUUUUGCAGUCUUUUCGUUGGUACUACAAAUAUUGCGAAGGAGGUUGUUACUCAUGGCUGGGCGAAGGUUAAAGAGGCUAAAGGAGAGGUGACUCCUGAGCAUGCUGAAUUGCUACGCCUUGAAGAACAAGCCAGGCAACAGGGAAUAGGUCUAUGGAACAGGGCUCCCGGUGCUUCUGCAGCAGCCAUCAGGAAUCUUCCACCCUCAUCUGUUGGUGACCCAAGCAAUUUAGAUGCAAUGGGGCUCUUAGCUGCAAACAAAGGCAGACCCAUGGAAGCAAUUGUAGAGCAAGUUCGUGAUGGGAGCUCGCUUCGUGUUUAUCUGCUUCCAGAGUUUCAGUUUGUCCAAGUGUUUGUUGCUGGAAUCCAGGCACCUUCAAUGGGAAGAAGGACAAUGGCUGAACCUACUGCAACAACUGAGGUACCCUCUGAUGAACCCAAUGGAGAAACUAAUGGCGAGAUUCGUGGCACCUUAACAUCGGCACAGAGAGUUACAGCUUCGUCAGCCUACAAUGAAGUUGCCCCUGAUCCGUAUGGAAGGGAAGCUAAACAUUUUACUGAGAUUCGCGUACUAAAUAGAGAUGUCCGGAUUGUUCUGGAGGGCGUUGACAAGUUUAGCAAUUUAAUAGGUUCCGUCUAUUACCCUGACGGUGAAGCAGCAAAGGACCUCGCACUGGAGCUUAUUGAAAAUGGGUUUGCCAAGUAUGUUGAGUGGAGUGCAAUCAUGAUGGAAGAUGAAGCCAGGAGGAAGUUGAAGGCUGCAGAACUUCAAGCAAAGAAGAGUAAGUUGAGGCUCUGGACAAAUUAUGUACCCCCAGCUACAAAUUCAAAGGCAAUUUCAGAUAGUUUCACUGGAGAGGUGGUUGAAGUUGUUAGUGGAGACUGCAUCAUUGUUGCUGAUGAUGCUGUACCAUUUGGCAGUCCAGCAGCAGAGCGACGAGUAAACCUGUCAAGCAUCAGGUGUCCCAAACUGGGAAAUCCCCGAAGAGACGAAAAGCCUGCUCCUUAUGCCCGUGAAGCAAGGGAAUUUCUAAGAACACGCUUAAUUGGCCGUCAGGUACAAGUUUCAAUGGAAUACUCUCGAAAGGUCCCCAUGGCCGAUGGAUCCACUGCUCCAACUGGGCCUGCAGAUACAAGAGUAAUGGGCUUUGGAUCAGUCUUCCUGUUGUCUCAAGGGAAGGAUAGCGAGGAUGUCUCGCCCGCUCCCCUCCCUGCAGGUGGGCAGCAGCCUGGUGUGAAUGUUGCUGAACUCAUUAUUGCCCGUGGCUUUGGCGCUGUCAUUAGACACAGAGAUUUCGAGGAAAGAUCGAAUUACUAUGAGAAUCUUCUUGCUGCUGAAUCACGCGCUACUGCUGGGAGGAAGGGGAUACAUUCUUCCAAAGAUCCUCCAGUUAUGCAUGUCAUGGAUCUCUUGACGGCAUCAGCAAAAAAAGCCAAAGAUUUCCUUCCAUUUCUACAACGUAACCGGAGGAUGUCAGCUGUUGUUGAAUAUGUCCUUAGUGGCCAUCGGUUUAAACUGUUUGUUCCUAAGGAAACCUGCAGCAUUGCUUUCUCUUUCUCCGGUGUCAGAUGCCCUGGUCGUGAGGAGCCUUAUUCCAAUGAAGCUAUAUCACUUAUGAGAUGGAAAAUAAUGCAGAGGGAUGUUGAGAUUGAAGUAGAAACUGUUGAUAGAACCGGUACAUUCUUGGGUUCGUUAUGGGAAUCAAAAACUAAUGUCGCUAUCACCCUUCUGGAAGCUGGCCUUGCAAGACUUCAGACUUCCUUUGGAACUGAUAGAAUUCCAGAUGCUCACCUUCUUGCUCAAGCGGAGCAGUUUGCCAAGAGACAGAAAUUGAAGAUAUGGGAAAACUAUGUCGAAGGAGAGCAAAUUUCCAACGAUCCAGCUCAUGAUAGAAAACAGAAAGAAGAAUUUAAGGUGAUGGUCACUGAGGUCCUUGGUGGCGGCAAGUUUUACGUCCAAGCAGUUGCUGAUCAGAAAGUUGCUUCCAUUCAAAAGCAACUUGCUUCUUUAAAUCUCAAAGAAGCUCCAGUGCUUGGCUCAUUCAGUCCAAAGAAGGGCGAUAUUGUCCUUGCUCAGUUUACUGCAGAUAAUUCGUGGAACCGAGCAAUGAUUGUAACUGCUCCACGUGGUGGUGUUCAAUCAGCUAAAGACAGAUUUGAAGUUUUUUACAUCGAUUAUGGAAAUCAAGAAGUUGUUGCGUAUAACAACUUGCGUCCUCUGGAUCCAUCAGUAUCGUCUGCACCUGGGAUUGCUCAACUUUGCAGCCUCGUGUACCUAAAGGUUCCGACAUUGGAUGAGGAUUACGGUCAGGAAGCAGCUAUGCUUCUAAGUGACACCACACUCAAUGGUCCAAAGGAAUUCAGAGCCGUGAUCGAGGAAAAGGAUACAUCUGGCGGAAAAGUUAAAGGCCAAGGAACUGGGAACGUUCUCUUGGUAACUUUGAUCGAUGACGAAUCUGGUAAGAGUGUCAAUGCCAUGAUGCUGAAGGAAGGAGUAGCAAGAUUAGAGAAAAGAAGGAGAUGGGAACCUAAAGAGAAACAAGAAGCCAUGAAUGAAUUAGAAAAACACCAAUCAGAAGCACAUAGACAGCGGUUGGGGAUGUGGGAGUACGGCGAUAUCCAGUCCGACGAUGACGAGAAUCCUCCGCCCAUUAAGAAAACCGGUGCCGGUAAACGCUAAACCUUUUGCAGCACCUGAAUCGAGUUGAGUCGAGUUGAGUUGAGCUGAGCUG